AAAAAACACUAUCGUAGUUACAGAAAAAGUUAUCAGCUAGCGAGGAUCUCCUUGGGCUUUCCUGAUUUAUUUUAUCUACUAUCAUCCUUUCCUGUCUCCUCCUGAUUCAAAUUCAAUCAAAAGAAUAGAGAAAAAUGAGCUGGUGGUGGUCUGGUGCUAUUGGCGCUGCCAAGAAAAAAACCGAAGAUGAUGAAGCAUCAAGAGGUUACCAAAGCGUGGCCCUGAUUCUAGGUGUUACCGGGAUUGUUGGCAACAGCUUGGCGGAGAUUCUCCCACUCUCAGACACGCCUGGUGGCCCAUGGAAAGUCUACGGCGUCGCCCGACGUUCCCGCCCCAACUGGAACGAGGAUCAUCCGGUGGAGUACAUCCAGUGCGACAUCUCCAAUACUGCCGAAACCCAAUCCAAGCUUUCUAAACUCACCGAUGUCACCCACGUCUUUUAUGUUACCUGGGCCAGCAAAUCCACGGAGGAGGAGAACUGUGAGAUUAACGGUCUCAUGUUCCGCAACGUCCUCCAGGCUGUUAUACCAAACGCUUCCAAUCUCCGCCAUGUCUGCCUCCAAACCGGAGGGAAGCAUUAUGCGGGUCCCUUUGCGUUAUUAGGCAAGAAUAUUGAAGCUCAUGAUUCACCUUUCACGGAAGAUCUGCCCAGAUUAAGAUUUCCCAAUUUUUAUUACACAUUGGAAGAUGUUAUGUUCGAGGAAGUGGCAAAGAAAGAAGGGGUGACUUGGUCUGUUCACCGGCCUGGUGUUAUAUUUGGGUUUUCACCUUAUAGCUUGAUGAAUAUGAUUGUGACUAUUUCUGUUUACGCUGCAAUAUGCAAGCACGAGGGAGUUCCGCUGAUCUUUCGUGGAUCGAAAGAGGCAUGGAAUAGUUACUCAAUUGCUUCUGAUGCAGAUCUGAUCGCAGAGCAUGAAAUUUGGGCGUGCGUGGAUCCUAAUGCUCAAAAUGAAGCUUUUAAUAUCCAAAACGGGGAUCUGUUCAAAUGGAAGCAUUUGUGGACGGUUUUAGCAGAAGAGUUUGGGAUUGAAAAGUAUGGAUUUGAGGAGGGGGAGAGUAGUGUGACCUUUGCGGAGAAGAUGAAAGACAAGGGACCAGUGUGGGAGGAAAUUGUGAGGGAGAACCAGCUACUGCCUAACAAGCUGGAGCAAGUUGGGGGAUGGUGGUUUGCAGAUUUGAUGUUCAGUGUACCGGGUUCUGUCAUUUGUUUGAAUAAGAGCAAGGAACAUGGAUUUUUGGGAUUUCGCAAUUCCAAGAAAUCAUUCGUUUCGUGGAUAGACAAGAUGAAAGCUUACAAGGUUGUGCCUUGAUAUGGUUGGUUUUGGGUUUUGUUGCUAUAAUCUCUGUUUUCAAAAUAUAAUAAUUGGAGAGUGAUCAAGGCUUUGUGCUCCAUUGUAACUGGUAUUAUGUCAGCCAUUUUAAAGAAAGUUGCAUUUGCAGUUGGUCCAA
Molecule: messenger RNA, 1449 nt
Organism: Populus trichocarpa (black cottonwood)
Lineage: Eukaryota; Viridiplantae; Streptophyta; Magnoliopsida; Malpighiales; Salicaceae
Product: 3-oxo-Delta(4,5)-steroid 5-beta-reductase
Exons: 2
Coding region: 135-1310 (391 amino acids)
Source: RefSeq, a predicted model, not a curated record